Messenger RNA from Danio rerio (zebrafish), 1427 nucleotides. RefSeq names its product BARX homeobox 1 (gene barx1). Lineage: Eukaryota; Metazoa; Chordata; Actinopteri; Cypriniformes; Danionidae. Gene Ontology annotation, biological process: regulation of transcription by RNA polymerase II; regulation of DNA-templated transcription. The record is from RefSeq and is marked provisional. Gene Ontology annotation, cellular component: nucleus. Gene Ontology annotation, molecular function: DNA binding; DNA-binding transcription factor activity, RNA polymerase II-specific.
ACUCAGUUGGUGCGGUAAGAACAGAAACAGGCUGCCCUCACUGGGCGGAUCAGACUUCUCACUCCAGCUGCGUGGACGGGACCACACAUUUCGGAACUCCCCGAAAGAAAAGAGAGAAAUUCACUUGCACUUUAAGAGUUUAAAGAUCGAGCGUCAGUCAAAAGUUCUCCACAAACGCGAGGAUAUUUUUUUAGAUGAUCAUGGCAUCUAAAAAUCUGAAUGGACGUUUAUGCAUGGGAAAAUCGUAAAAUCUGAAUCCUCAAUGUGUCCUAGGGCUUUCAUCAGGCUACCAGGAGGUUCGGAGAGCAUCUGCCACAUUUAAGCUCUAAUAAUGCAACAUCCUUUGGAGAUUGGGGCGCACUAUUACCCCCCGGAUGCCCAUCUAGACCAAAGGUCUCACAGGUACAGGAGUUUCAUGAUCGAAGAGAUUCUUACAGAUCAUCCGGAUCAGAAGGUAUCAAGUCCCACCGGAGACCUUCUAAAGUUUGGAGUGCAUGCCCUUUUGUCCGCCAGACCUUACCAUAACCACUUAGUUCUGAAGGCAGACCAGACGGGUAUCCUGAAGUUUCCGGUGUCUCCUCUGUCCUGCUCGCUCGGGGCGCCGCUAAGCUCUGCGCUUCUGUCCGGUGCCGCGGGUCUACAGGUGGGCUCAUCAUCCCAUCAUCUUCCGCUGGACCUCCAUCUUCGGGGUAAACUCGAUCCUGGAGCUGAUGCAGUAAGCAAGACAAAGAAAGGAAGAAGGAGUAGGACAGUAUUUACUGAACUACAGCUGAUGGGUUUGGAAAAACGAUUUGAAAAACAGAAGUAUCUUUCAACCCCUGACAGAAUAGAUCUGGCAGAGUCCUUAGGCUUGAGUCAGCUUCAAGUGAAAACAUGGUAUCAAAACAGAAGAAUGAAAUGGAAGAAAAUUGUGUUGCAAGGAGGUGGACUAGAAUCUCCAACCAAACCCAAAGGCCGUCCAAAAAAGAACUCCAUCCCCACCAGUGAGCAGCUGUCGGAGCAGGAGAGGACACGAGAAGCGGACCGCUUAUCCGACGGUGGAGCUUCUUCACUUUCUGAUGCAAACCAAGAGGAAUAAACGGGAUAGAUUAUCCCGAUCCGUGCGAAUGCGAUUGUCUCUGGGACGCAAAAUCGGCCUCUUUGGAUGAUUGCGCACCGAUGCCUUUAUGUUGGCACUUACACAAACUUAACCACUUGGUUUGAUUUUAUACUACCUGUUUGUCUGUUUGUUUCAUUAUGGCAACUUUUGCGGGCCUCAAAAAGUCACAGUGAACUUUUCCAGGGACCGAGUGGUGAUUAGCGAAUGGACUUUCAGGAUUGAAGGCUGUGGUAUCAUGGACUUUUUAAUCAGCAUUAUUUGUGCUUUUUUAUGUUUUUCAUUAGAAUUUAAAGAAUAUUCAAAAAAUUAUUAAAAUGCCAAUUUUUUC